AUGGACUUACAGAAAACUCUCCACGAAAUACCAAAUUACAUCAAGGUGCUUGAUGCAGUUACAAAUGAAUUGGAACAAGUGAAAAAGCAGAUUAUCUCCCUAAGGACAGGGUGCUUGGCUGGCAGGUCCGCUGGUGCUGCUGUGGGAACUGUUGGAACGGUGAUUUCCAUCAUCGGGUUUAUCGGAGCACCACUAACUGGCGGAUUGAGUUUGGCCGCCACGGCAGGUGGCAUGACAACGGGGUUAGUGGGUGGAGCCGCAGUAGGCAUUGCUGAAGGUGUACAACACCAUCAAAAGCAAGACCUUGUAAAGAGAAUCAAAGAGCUGGAGACAAGAAUUAAGGAGGCUGACCAAAGAUUGAUGUGCCUUGUCAAUGACAUCAAAAUCGAUGAGGAGGAGGAAUGUGAAGAAGUGUCAGAAGACGAGACAAAAAAUGAGGCCUCGUGGUUCUCCACGCUAAUUCCAAAGGCUAUCGAAGCUGGCCGAGCCACCAAAGCGGCGUUCGCGGCCGCAAACAAGACACGCCGGGCGCUUAAGAUGGCGACCAAGUCGCUCAUCGUCACAGAUGUCCUUUUCACGGUGUUUGAAGUUGCGUCCAUAGCCAAAGAUUGGAGUGCACAGGAUCCGACAGUAGAAGACAUCGAUAGGUUAAUUAAAACAAUCCAGUAA
Messenger RNA from Mesocestoides corti, 669 nucleotides. Lineage: Eukaryota; Metazoa; Platyhelminthes; Cestoda; Cyclophyllidea; Mesocestoididae. The record is from the annotation of a GenBank genome assembly.